CCCGACGCCGGGUGGUUGUCGUCGCGCCUUCCGCUUUUUCUUUGUCCUCUGCGCCUUAAGCCGAUUUUAAACACAAGUCUCGUGAUACUUUUCACUCUGCUCUCUUUCACUCUGUUUUUGGUUGUUACUUGUCUGUUCUGUUGCUGCUAAUACUUCGACUUGUCUCAAAACACCACAUAGCACCGCUUCCAACAAUGCAGACCAACGUCUUCGUCAUCGGCGUCCUCGCCCUGCAAGGCGGCUUCAUCGAGCACGUCAACCUCGUCCGCAAGGCCGCCGAGUCGCUUACCAACAAGUCCGUUGAGAUCAAGGCAAUCGAGGUCCGAACAGUGGAACAACUUGAUUCCUGCGACGCUCUCAUCAUCCCCGGCGGCGAGAGCACAACCAUUUCCUUUGUCGCCGCGCAGUCUGGCCUUCUUGAGCCCCUCCGCGACUUUGUCAAGGUCCAAAAGAAGCCCGUCUGGGGUACAUGCGCCGGUCUCAUCCUGCUGUCCAACGAAGCAAACGCCACCAAGAAGGGCGGCCAGGAACUCAUCGGCGGCCUCGGCGUCCGCGUCCACCGAAACCACUUUGGCCGCCAAAUCGAAAGCUUCCAGGUCCCCCUCGACCUUCCCUUCCUCGGCCCCGACGCGCAGUUCCCCGGUGUCUUCAUCCGCGCCCCUGUUGUCGAAGAGGUCCUCGCUACUGAGGGCGUCACCGUCCUCGCCAAGCUGCCUGGUCGUGUCGACAAGGCCCAAUCUGGUGUCUCUCAGGCUACUGUCAAGGACAACUCUGGAGAUAUUAUUGCUGUUCGCCAAGGCAAUGUCAUGGGCACCAGCUUCCACCCCGAACUUACAACCGAUGCCCGUAUCCACGCUUGGUGGCUGGGCGAGGUCAUCGCCGCGAGAUCGGCAUAAGCCAAUUGACAUUGUGCACUCUCCUUUUACGAAAUACAUACAUUUGGAACAUUUGAACAGCAUGACGAGGAUAUAGAGGGAAGAAAAAAGUUAGACAAGACGGCAGGCGCAUACAUUCAUUCGGGUGUUUUAUUUUUGAUCAUUUACAAAGUUAAUAUUACAUGAUUGGUUUAGUCAACUAGACAUCAGCAUCAAGCAAUUUCACAGCAAACCAAUCCCUUAAGCAGUUGCAUACUUUUUCAAAAGACCAAUUAUCCUGGCAUCACCCAUGUCCUGUGCUACCUGCAUCGCUGUGCGUGACGUAAAAGCGUCUUUCACCUUGGUUGGAGCACCGUUUGAAAGGAGCACUUCGAUCAAGUCUACCUUGGAAUCGUGGUCCAUCUUUUUGCUUGUCAUUGCGCAUAUAAGAACCGGCUGGCCGACCAUGGUCUUUACUUUCGUCUUAGCCCCAUGGUUCACGAGAGCUCGUGCGAUAUCCAGGUUGCCCUUUUCGACUGCUACAGCAAGGCAGGGGACACCAUGCAUAUCUUGAGCAUUUGGAUUUGCGCCGCGCUCAAGGAAUCUGAAAACUAAGUCGACCUCAUUACGCGUAACAAGAAUAGCCAGCGCUUCGUUGCCUACAACAUCGCGGGCGGAUGUGGUUGCGCCACGCUGCAACAACAAGUCAAUCAUGGCGUGGUUACUGCGUAGGAUGGCGGUCGCCAACAUGUGCUGACCGGUAAUAUCGGUAGCAUUUGCGUUAGCACCAUGGUCAAGAAGUGUUGAUACAACAUCCAAUUUGUCGGCAUGAGCUGCAAGAACAAUCACGGGCUGCCCAGUGAUAUCCUCAGCAUUAGCAUCAGCUCCCAGCUCUAGCAAGUGCUUGAUACCUGCGUAGUUGCCCUUUCGGACGACAUCGACAAAAUAUGGCUUGCCCGUAAUAUCCGUCUCGUGUAGGUUUGCUCCGUAGUCCAAGAAUAUCUGAAUCAUUUGGAUCUUGCCCAGUUUGGCGGCCCCAAACACGGCUGGUCGUUUAUCAAUAACCAUGGGUGCGCCGGCAUCCACCAGCAGUUUCACCAUGACGGGAUUACCACACAUUACGGCUACCUUGAGAGGCUGGUCACCAUUUUCGUUGUAUCCGUUGAGUUUGGCCCCUUGUGAGAUGAAGAGCUUGGCUUGUUCGACAUCACCGCGCGCAAUUGCUUCACAGAGUGCUGGUACGAAUGGGUCUGGUUUAGAUUUCAUGGCGCUUGCAAUUGCGGCCAUGGACUUUUUGAUGCCAUCGAUGCUAAACCAGCCGCCACUCUGCGUCUCGUCAGCUGCUGCCCCUGCUGCGCUGGAACCCUCUCCCGCAUUAUCCUGACUGGGCGAGUAAGGUGGUGGAGCACCAUAAGUGGGAGGAAUUUCGUGAUCUUCGGCUGGUUGCUGCGAAUGUGCGGCCUCAGACGGAGGAUUCUUUUCUCUGAUUGGUAAAGAUAUAGUAGCAUCUCUGUCAAAGAUAUCUACUGCUUCGGAUGCUUCGUCACUGGCAUCAGUGGCUUGCGAGAUUCGUUCGUCGCCGACUGAACUUUGCAGAGCGUCGUUUUGUAGCGUUUCAUCUCCCCUAUAUUUGAUUAGAUAUAUGAUAACAAAAUUAGCAACAGAUAUACUUACUUGCGCAGAAGUUCGCCGUAAAAGUCAAACAAGCGCGAGUGUGUUGCUGUAAGUCGGCCGAGAUGCACCCAAAAUUCACCAGAUGCGUCAUCGACAUUGGUACCAUCCAGUCUUUGCAAUUGCUUCAGCAUUGGACCCAGGGCUAGCGAGCAUUCUGAUAAUGACUGAGAAAUCUGCGUAUGAAGUACUGCCGUGCACACUGCAUUCGUACCCGCCAGGUGGAUUUGGAUGUCGGCCACAUAUGCUGAGACUUUUUGCAGGCUCUGUAUCACUGACUGAAUCUGGAUUGUAUGCGCUUUGUUGAAUUGCGGUGAUGCCAUCAGAUUUUCCAGAGAAUUGACUGUUGAUGCGACAUUGCUGCGAAGCGAUGAAGCGAGUACUGGUACAGUUUGAGCCGUCAUGAUGGGACACAGGCGUUCAAAUACUGAACUAGCGAUGAUUGUGGG
[Torrubiella] hemipterigena is the source of this 2974-nucleotide messenger RNA. NCBI's taxonomy places the organism in Eukaryota, Fungi, Ascomycota, Sordariomycetes, Hypocreales, Clavicipitaceae. The record is from the annotation of a GenBank genome assembly.